UCUCUCUUUCCCUCGCUCUUUCUUUCUGGCUCUUUCUUGGACACCAGUGACAGGGCAGGACACAGAGGUAGACUUUCAUUUCCAGCCUGCACACACACAGUGAAACAGUAGACAUCCCCCCCUAUGCAUUUUUAACAGCUCAGCAGGUGAUGGGAACAGUUAGGUCAGGACUCUUUGUUCACAGAUAAGCUUGGCAAGUGAUCAGGGGAGCUUAUGAUCCACGACCACGCUCCCAUUACCUUUACCAAGCAUGUGACAGAACGAGCCUGAGAGCUUCAUUGGUGGACACGCCAGGAUGCCUGGAGCUGGCGGGGUCAACGAGGAGGGUUCCUGCAAGGCCUUGUGUCGAAACCUGGUGUCCCAGAAGGAUCUGCAGAGAGAGCCAGCUGACAUUUCACAGUCUGUCCUCUACACCUCCCUGAUGGGACUGCUGCUGGUGGCUGACAAUGAGAAAGAGCAGCUGGCUUUAGGGAGUGGAAGGACUGGUCUUAGGAAUAUUGGUAACACAUGUUUCCUGAAUGCAAUAGUCCAGUGUUUGUCCCAUACUGGCAGCCUGCGGGACUACUGUCUCCUUAAGUCCUUCAGACAUGAAAAGUUUUCCAAAGAGGAGGCAAGGCUUACAGAAGCUUUCUCUCAGGUAUUGUCUGGCCUUUGGGACGCAAAAGAAGUGGACACGGUUGUAAAUCCAAGACAGUUUUACAAUAUUUUCAAAGAUGCCGUGCCUUACUUCAGUGGCUAUAGUCAACAGGAUGCUCAGGAGUUUCUCAGGUUUCUUUUGGACAAGCUGCAUACUGAAAUCAACCGCAAGCCCAACAUUAGACGGACCCCGAAGGACCCUGAUCAAAAAUAUGCCAGAUUUAGGAUUUCUGAAGAAGCAGCUGCUACGUGGAAGAAACACUUAGAGAGAGAAGACAGCAGGAUAGUCGAUCUGUUCUCGGGUCAGUUGCGGAGCUCGCUGCACUGCUCUGUCUGCUCCCACUACUCCAACACGUUUGAUGUCUUCUGCGACCUGUCGCUGCCCAUCCCCAAGCCGUGCUCUGCUGGAGAGGUGACACUGAAGGAGUGUCUGGACCUCUUUUCUCAAGAGGAGCGACUGGACAAGGAUAAUUCACCUAUGUGCGAGAGGUGUAACAGGCACACCGAGAGCACUAAGCGUCUGUCCAUCCAGAGGUUUCCCCAUGUUAUUGUGAUCCAUCUGAAUCGUUUCGCUACAUCACGGUGGUCCAUCAGUAAAAGCACCGUCUGCGUGUCCUUUCCACUCACCCGCCUAGAUCUCGGGCCUUACGGACCUGUGGAUUGCGGUCCAGUUCUGUAUGAUUUAUAUGCAAUAUGUAACCACGUGGGGACUGUAAACAUUGGUCACUACACAGCCUGCUGUUCAGAUGAGAAUGGAUGGAGUUACUAUAAUGACUCUAGUGUGACACCAGUUUCUGAGAACCAGCUUCAGACCAAUCAAGCUUAUGUGUUAUUCUACCAACUCAGUAACAACUCUGCUCCUAAAAGGCAUUGAGACUUCAGACUGGCUGAGGAAGACAGCCAAUCAGAGAAACUUUACCUCCAGUGACCAUAGAAACAAACACAGUGCAGCCAUGCUGGGAUUUAUGAACUUUUUUUAUUCCCAUGGAAGUGCAGCACAAAUAAUGUGCAACACUAUCGUGCUCUUUUAAGAGCAAAAUGUCUGCUAUGAAAGAGCUAAUAAGGAGAACGGCUCAGGUGCACGGUUGCCUUUAUUUUCGCCUUGUUCUCAAAAUGUUUUGAAGCAAAGCUCUUAAGCUAUUUGAUUGGCAGGAUUCAUUGGUGAUCUUCCCAACCAUCUCAUCUCCAUAUCCUGAUGUUGUAAAACAAUUAUUAAAUAGUUCUUGUUUAUGUGUUAAA
Molecule: messenger RNA, 1875 nt
Organism: Nerophis lumbriciformis (worm pipefish)
Lineage: Eukaryota; Metazoa; Chordata; Actinopteri; Syngnathiformes; Syngnathidae
Gene: usp21
Product: ubiquitin specific peptidase 21
Biological process (GO): protein deubiquitination
Molecular function (GO): cysteine-type deubiquitinase activity
Source: RefSeq, a predicted model, not a curated record